Messenger RNA from Pseudoliparis swirei, 5048 nucleotides. It is a transcript of the gene glsb, whose product is annotated as glutaminase b. The transcript has 12 exons. Gene Ontology annotation, biological process: L-glutamine catabolic process. Lineage: Eukaryota; Metazoa; Chordata; Actinopteri; Perciformes; Liparidae. The record is from RefSeq and is a predicted model, not a curated record. Gene Ontology annotation, molecular function: glutaminase activity; protein binding. The coding region runs from base 1223 to 2215 and encodes 330 amino acids.
UAUGUUAUUGUGUUCAUAACAUUAUUGUCCGUCUGAUUCAACAGCGGCGGGACAGCGAUGACUCAAGAGCUGAUUGGCCCGAGUUGCGAGAUUACCGCCUCAAAGUUGAAAUAUUUCAACUUGGGGUGAAAAUUGUGCCGCUGUAAAGGCGUCACCCCAAACUCGCCGCCCGGAAAAAUGUUGCGUCUAUCGCAGCCACACGCGCCUGUAUGUUGACUUUUCAUGGGAUUUGGUCGCGCGAAUAAAAUAUCGCUUUUGGUGUGAACGCAGCUUUACUCUGAGAACCACGCCCACAAAGAGGAGAAACCAGUCGGCGCUGGAAUGUGUAACCAAGGCCAGAAACGCCUACAAAUGUCUGUAGCUGGCUUAAAAACUUCAGAUAUCAGCAUAUCCCAGAGACAAACUCAAAAACAACACCUCGACGUGCACACGGACGAACAGCCACUCCAUCGGUCUGUUCACGAACACACGUUAUGUUAACAACGUCGUCACGUUGCUUAUAACAAAUGCAAUGAAAGUUGUUUUUAGCUCGACGGCGGCUGCUUCCCAGGUUGCUGAUGUCGGCUACUUUUUGAAUUGGCCAAUCGUAAUGACAAAGGCCUUGAUUGCCUCAAAAACUAUCCGGUUAAAGCUGGUACAGACCGGACUUGUACAACCUCUAGUUGUGACUUCAAUAGUAGGUUUCCCCUACUAUUCCCUUCCCCUGUUAUAAUGGCAGGGGAAACACUGAGAUCUUUUGUAGAGGAAGCAGAAAAAACAUCCACAAUCAUCUUUUAUCAUAAAUCUACUUUGUGCCACGUCGUCCAGAGAGCUCCUCCUUGCAUCGGCGUACAGUAGUUGAAGUCCUGUACUUGCAGUAGUAAAAUGAAACCGGUUUCCACCAGUUUGCCGAUUUGAUUUACGCCGCCGUGUGACAACACCAUAAACCUGUCAGAUCGCCUCCUCGGAGAAGACAUCACAUUUUCUACGAGACAAUCAUGUGUGUGUCUGUUCAGGUGUCAUCAGUGUCUUGUUGUGUGUUUUUAAAAGAAAUUAUUUUUCUGUACUGAAGCACAACUGUUGAGCCGUUGAUCAGGUUUUGCCCAGUUUAGCGUUAACCCCGGUGCGGAAAACUGUGGGAUGGUUGCCGUGGCAGAAUGCCCCCAAAACUGUUACAUGGCUACAUGUUGUUGCUGUUUUUUGUAUGUUGCAUAUGUUCCAGACUUAAGAACUGUGGGAAAUAAUGACUGCUGCUGCAGGUCAAAUGACGUUGCAAGGUGCAAGCAACGCGGAACGAUUUGACUAUGUCAUGAACUUUCUUAAAAAAAUGGCAGGAAACGAGUACGUGGGUUUCAGCAAUGCCACAUUCCAGUCGGAGCGCGAGUCAGGAGACAGGAACUUUGCCAUCGGCUACUACCUGAAGGAAAAAAAGUGUUUCCCAGAGGGGACGGACAUGACAUCUGUACUGGACUUCUACUUUCAACUGUGUUCCAUCGAGGUGACCUGCGAGAGCGCCAGUGUCAUGGCGGCCACCCUGGCCAACGGGGGCAUCUGCCCGAUAUCGGGCGAGCGCGUGCUGAGCCCCGAGGCCGUGAGGAACACCUUGAGUCUGAUGCACUCAUGCGGCAUGUACGACUUCUCUGGACAAUUUGCCUUCCAUGUCGGUCUGCCGGCCAAGUCUGGAGUGGCGGGGGGGAUCCUGCUGGUCGUCCCCAACGUGAUGGGCAUCAUGUGCUGGUCUCCUCCACUCGACAAGCUGGGCAACUCUGUCAGAGGGAUCCAGUUCUGCACGGACCUCGUGGAGCUUUUCAACUUCCACAACUAUGACAACCUGAGGCACUUUACCAAAAAGCACGACCCCCGCCGAGAAGGAGGGGACCAGCGGGUGAAGUCCGUCAUCAACCUGCUGUUCGCCGCCUACACGGGAGACGCCUCGGCCCUGAGGAGGUUUGCGCUGUCAUCCAUGGACAUGGAGCAGAGGGACUACGACUCCAGAACGGCGCUCCACGUGGCGGCGGCCGAAGGACACACGGAGGUGGUGCGCUUCCUGCUGGAGGCCUGCAAGGUGAACCCGGUACCCAGAGACAGAUGGGGGAACACGCCGAUGGACGAAGCGGUGCACUUUGGCCACCACGACGUGGUCACCAUGCUGCAGAGCUACCACGACAAAUACAGCCCGCCCGCCGACGCCAACGACAAGGAGAGCGUGAAGAACAACCUGGACGGCCUGCUGUAGAGCCGCCGCACACACAGCGACGACGUCUGAGGCUUCCUGGGUAGGAGGGGGGGGGGAGGCCAUACUUCUGAAUUAAUCGGUUAUCGUACCCCCCCCCCCCGGUCUGGUGUGCUUUGCUUUUUCCCGGCUGUACAUCGCUGCUGCACUUCAUAUCUCUCCCUCUCGCCCUCCAUCGCCACGGAGUGUGUGCGUGUUGUGCGUGUUGUGUGCGUGAGCGAGCACCUUCUUAGCGAAUCACGCAACAUCGGUGGGCGGCCGUCACGCACAUCGCGUUUUACGGCGCGUCGCUCGUUGUCUCGGUAACCCGUGAACCUCGUAUCAAAAGUGUAUUAGUUUAGUUUGCGGUAAAACUCGUGUUAGAUUAUUCUCUACCUGGAAAUAUUUGGGUAAUACUCUCUCAAUGUCGUCGUUUUGUGAGAUGGUGAGGUGUGUGUGUGUGUGUGUGUGUGUGUGUGUGUGUGUGUGUAAAUACUGAUAUAAGCUUUCUAAUGCAUCUCUGAUGGUGUCCGUGUAGAAGGGCUCACAGGCCUCAGUUAUCUCCAUAGAGCUGCAUCUAUAUUCCCAGUUUGUUCUCCUUUCAAUGACACUUCAUCCCCCUUUCCUUGAAGGAUUGGACUCCGAAUGUAUUUUGCAAUAGAGGCACCGUGUAUUUAUUUCACAGAGAGACUUCUUUUUAAAAAGAGUGACACUUAUAGAGACGUGCGAUUGUGUAAUCGUGGGAUGAAGUCGAGUCGGGUUUCUUUUUAUUUCGUUGUCAUUACGUUUGUUUUUCCGUGUCAUCUGCACUUCCCCCUACAUGCUCCGUACCGUAGAAUACUUUUAUUAUUUAUUUUGUUUACUUGGUUUCAUGACAUUGUUGUUGUAUUUUUGUGUAAAAUCACAAUGUUGGGUUUUCCUGCACGGAACAAUUUUAGCAGCACGAGGACCAUUUAUGAAACUUUCAACGCGUACGGACGUCUGACAGUAAUUCUUACUUAAGUGUGAUGUUAUCUAUGCACUCCAAGGCUUCACACACAUCUACUGCACUACAGGCGGGACGAUGGACGUCCUGAAUUUACCCCAAAAUUAUAUUUAGUUGGAAAAAGUUUAGAAACACGAACAAACCAUAAUAGUACAAUAACUGAGCUGAACUGGACAAAAUGUGUCAAGACACAGGAGUCUGUGUUAUGCUGCAACAUUCCAAGUGGUGGUUUCUCAAGGUCUAUAUAUAUAUUUAUAUAUAUAUAUUUAUUUGCAUUUAUUUAUAUAUAUAUAUGUAUAUAUAUAUUUAUUUGCAUUUUUAUAUAUAUAUAUAUAUUUGCAUUCAUAUAUUUUUUAUAUAUAUAUAUAUAUUUUUAUAUAUAUAUGUAUAUAUAUGUAUAUAUAUUCACCCUAUGAAGACUUAGAAGUCACACGUGUCAGAAACAGAAUACCUGAUGGGUCCAAAUGUAUGUAAAUUAGUUAAAUAAUUGAUAAGAUAAUAUACUAUUAACUCAAAUGAGUCGAUAUGUAAUGGAACAUAUUGUGAAUUUUGCUGUCAGAUAAAAAGCCUAAAUGAGCUUCAUGUGUCGUGUUGUGUAAACUAUUUGUAGCGGAUAAAAACAAAACAAUAUAUAGCUCUAAUUUAAAAAAAAUUGUUUUAUUUUAAUGUAUGUUAAUGUUAGCUAUAACUGCCGGCUGUGGGGAAUUGAGAAACAGUUUGCGGACGUUUAUAGUUUGUCAGAAAUUGCAGAUUUAUUCUUUUGGAGACUUUUAAAAAAAAACCACUAUAUUUCUUUUUUAUUAUUAUUUUAUGUACUCUGAAAUAUCUUCCUCUUUUUUUGCUAGCAGCAUUUUAUAUUAACAUAUAUAGAAAUAAACAUAGAAAUUAAUUAAUACAAUUAAAUACAUCUUUUGUUCCUGUGAACUGGAACCGUCUGGCUCGGAGCUCGCAACGUAAACGAUGUGACUAGAGGACCCGAUGCUAGCGUUAGCCCGAUGCUAACGCUAGCAUCGGGCUAACGCUAGCACGCUGACACGUUCACAACGACCGCUCCGUAAAAUAAAGGAGAAAAUAAAUCUUUAAAAACCUUAUCGAUGUUGAGCGGGUAACUGACGGAAAUGUCAUUAUUUUUGUACGUAAAUAUAAUCUCAUCAUGGCCCAAAUUUAAUGGCAAUCCAUCAAAUACAAGUAAAUACAGGCAACUAAACACAUCUUUAAAGUCUGUAUUGACUUUUUGUUUGACAAAUGAUGUAUAAAUAGAUAUAUUCUUUGUUUUUAGAUGGGGGGGGAAUAUGAAUCUGGAUUUUUCAUACCCUUCAAACAGUAACUUAGCCUUCGAUGUGUCAGAUGAGCUCUCCUUGAUUUCAGGCUCCUUCAUUAAUUUCAUCCACUGAAAGUAUUCCCGGUUUAAUUUUUACAAGACAUCUGAACUAUUGGACUCUUAUGACACGCGUGUAGUCGGUCACGCAGCACACGGCUGAACUUGACCCAUCAGGUAACCUCAUGUGACACGUGUUGCUUGUGGGACUCGAUUCACGAGUAAUAAAAAAGUACACAUUUUUCAGUAGGUGUCGUGUGUUCUGUGCUGUUCUUUUAAAAAACUUUUUUAUGAAAUGUUUUUUCUUAUAAAUCGGAACAGCUUUCUAAAAGAGCGCAGUAUAUUUUAGUAGUGGAAAGCUUGUGUGUGUGUGUGUGUGUGUGUGUGUGUUUUUCGACCCGGGAGUCAAGACGGAGAGAGAGAGAGCCCACUGACUGUUUGCCCUUUUGUCCUUCUGUCAUAAAUAAAGUGGUUCAGUACUGUAAAAUGCAGAUGUUAUUUCUCUUGACACUGGAAUGAUAUGUUUAUUUUAAUAAACAAAAGUUAAGAACAUC